Molecule: messenger RNA, 1763 nt
Organism: Etheostoma spectabile (orangethroat darter)
Lineage: Eukaryota; Metazoa; Chordata; Actinopteri; Perciformes; Percidae
Product: neurexin-2
Exons: 3
Coding region: 984-1763 (259 amino acids)
Source: RefSeq, a predicted model, not a curated record
CAAUGUAGGAGUUUUAAUUUGAAAGGAACAAUGUGAAGUGUCAUGGUGUGCCUUGUGGCGGGCUUGACAACAGGGAUGCAGGUGGAGCGACUCGGCCAGGACCGUUCACAUCUGUCUUGAAGGAGAGAGGGGGGAAAGGAAACCUACGUUGUGGUCUGCUCAACGCUCUGGAUGAAAAGAAAGAAACACAGAAGCGUGAACUGCAUCCAGUCUAUGUCCAGGGAUAUUUACAAACCUCCCCAAGUCUGGAGAAUAUAAUCGGAGGGAUUGACGCAAAACACAAAUACCCACCUGCCCCCCUAACGAUGGGACCCACACCUGCAUAAAGCUUUGUAGUCCUUAGGUAUCAUGAGAAGAAGGGGUUUACGCUGAAACCAUGAACGCAUAGCAUGCUUUAGCAGACUCUAGUAGACUCUGAUACCCGUCUACUCUACGACUCCCUCACUCUUUUGCUCCUUUUCCUCUGCUUCCACUCCCCUUAAAGAAAGAUCACAAUCGGAUAACUCCCCUCUCCCUCCCUCCCCCCCCAUCUUUGUCACCAGCUCAAAUUUCCUGGAUAUUACACUGAGAUCUGGAUUCAAGAGAAAGUUUCUAUUUUUGGUCCAGGAUAGACCAAGAGGCUUUUGAAGAAAGGACUGUGUUGAAAAUAUCAUAUUCUCCCCCCUCCCCUCUUUUACUCCCCCACUAUUCCUCAUUCCUUUUCUCCAAUUCCCAGAGGCACCAACUGAUGGAGAGACAAAGGAGAGAGUCAGGAUAAGGACAAAAAGUUGAAAAUCGGAGAGAAGAGGGAAAAACUGUCAGGAAAAUUGGAGUAGGACUCCUGUGGGGAUUACUUUACCCAGUUGAUCUUGAUAUAUCAGUUCAGUGAUGCUCAUUAUUUACAUUUAAAAUCUGUUAGACACAGCAAAGUCAGGCCUUACCUCUGGGGUACAUUAGAUCAAAAAGGCAUCGACUAGAGAAGGAGAAACUUGGGAACUUUGAGUAUGACAAGGGGGUUAAGAUUCUUCUGUUGGCCCCUGUGGCCUGUGGCCCUUUUCAGCCUGCUCACCACAGUGAAGAUGCUGGAAUUUGGUGGGGCGCCUGGCCAGUGGGCACGCUACGGACGCUGGGAAGCUGGAUCCGUGGGCGAGCUGAGCUUCAGUCUUAAGACCAACAUCAGCAAAGCCUUGGUACUCUAUCUGGAUGAUGGCGGCAACUGUGACUUCUUGGAGCUUCUCAUCGCUGGUGGGCGCCUCCAGCUGCGCUUUGCCAUCCACUGUGCCGAGCCAGCCACAGUGCACAUGGAGACGCGGGUGAAUGAUGACCGCUGGCACAUGGUCUUGCUCACCCGCAAUUUCCGUGAGACCCUCCUGAUGGUCGAUGGUGAGACAAAAGUGGCUGAAGUCAAGUCCAAGAGGAAGGAGAUGGCAGUGGUCAGUGACCUGUUUGUGGGCGGGAUCCCACCUGAUGUGCGCCUCUCUGCGCUGACUUCUAGCACCGUGAAGUACGAGCCGCCCUUCCAGGGUUUGAUCUCCAAUCUGAAGGUGGGGGAGAUGCCUCCUAAUUUGUUAAAUAGCCAGGGCAUUCAGAGCGACCUGGAGUACCUCUGCACCAAACAGAACCCAUGCUUCAAUGGAGGGUUUUGCUCUAUUCAGUAUGGAGAAGUUCACUGUGACUGCACCCUCACCCGCUUCAAGGGGAAGUACUGCAAAGAAGCUGAAGAGUAUGCUGCCGAAGGUAAGACUGAUGCUUUACUUCACGGGCCCUCUGAUGGCUUUCCUUAA